AUGAAACUUACAAUUUCAGGGGGAAAUCGACUAUUUCCUCGGAAAAAAUGCUAUUGAGGAGAAGGAAUACGAAAACAAGAUCAAGAAGAGAUCAUCCUCAAUGAUCGAAAUCAAUUACAUUAAAUUCAUCAGAAAAAUUUCAUUUUCACAAUGAAUUUCUUGAUUCGUUCUACAACGACCGUGUAUUCAGAACGAUCACCGAUUCCAGAGCCUCGUGUUGAUACUCAUCAAAGAUCAGCAUCCGCUGGUUCUUCUUACGAGGCUCAUAAAUCCGACGUUCCUUAUUCUUCGAGGUACGAUCCUAAUGUCGAAUUGAAUUCGAAGAAUCGUGAUUUGCCGGAGAUUGCUGUUGUUGAUAAGCAUGUUGAUGUUGAUGAAGAUGAUGGAUGGAUCACCAUUCCAUGCAAGGAACUUCCUGAAAACUGGGACCAUGUGCCAGAUAUACAGUCACUGCGCUCUCUUGAUCGUUCCUUUCUUUUUCCGGGUGAACAAGUUCAUAUCUUGGCAUGCUUGUCUGCAUGUAAGCAGGAUACACUGUUUACUGCACCAUUUGAAGUUGCUGCUACGACAAGUAAGAAUGGCAUAGAUCACAGCCACGAGAAAGAAAGUGGAAGCAUUGAAAACAGACACAAUUUAGUCUCUGAAGAAGGGGAACUGAGUACCAGUGGUGAAGAGCAGCCGGCAGAUAUUUUUUAUGGCGACUCCCUUCGUCACAGGGAGGUUCACAAAAGACAAAUUGCUCUGUUGUUGCAAAAAUUUGAAAAUUCUCACUUCUUUGUGAGGAUAUGCGAGUCCAACGAGCCCCUUUGGUCCAGAAGAAACUCUUUAGAAAAAAAUUCCAGUUCCUCUGAAACAAAUAAUCAAAAGGUCUCAAUAAUUAAAACUAAAGAGACGGCAUUCCCUUCUACUGGUGCAGUUAUAGAUAGAGGAAAUUUUGAUGCAACUACUUGUGGUGGAACGGCGAGAAAUUUUGUCAAGUGUUUUGCUUUACAGAAUGGAGACAUAGUGGUUCUUUUACAAACGAAUGUUGGUGUAAGUUUUCUCAAAGACCCUUGUAUAGAAAUUCUCCAAUUUGAAAAGUGCCGGGAGAGAAUGCUGUCUUCUGACAGUCAGGUGGAUGAAGUUUGUACUGAUCAAGAUCCAUAUGCAGAGCUGUUAAAUUGGAUGCUUCCAUUGGAAAAUGGGAGGCCUCAUCAUUUAACUUCAAAUUCAGGAUUAGAUAGCAAUUCUAAUAGGUCCAACUUUUCAGCACCAACUGGCUCUCAGUUAUUCUCUUUUGGCAAUUUCAGAAGUUACUCCAUGUCAUCAUUACCCCAAAAUACAAUAACAUCCAGUGCUCCUGUUAAAGCAGCUAGUUCUAAGCCAAACUUUGACCAUGAGGAUUGGGAUCAAGUUUCAUCUCAAAAAGUCUUUUGGAAAAAAACUGGGAAGGAAGAGCUUCUAUCUUUUCGAGGGGUCUCAUUGGAGCGAGACAGGUUUUCUGUUUGUUGUGGAUUAGAAGGUGUCUAUAUACCUGGUAGAAGGUGGAGAAGGAAACUUGAAAUAAUUCAACCCGUCAAGAUUCAUUCUUAUGCUGCUGACUUUAAUUCCGAGGAUCUUCUUUCUGUUCAGAUAAAGAAUGUAGCUCCUGCCCAUGCUCCAGAUAUUGUGAUAUUUAUAGAUGCCAUAAAUAUUAUUUUCGAGGAGUCAACAAAAAAUGGAGAAGUGUCGUCAUUGCCAAUUUCAUGCGUUGAAGCUGGAAAUGAUCAUUCUUUACCAAAUCUAGCCCUCAGGCGAGGCGAAGAACAUUCUUUUAUUCUUAAAGCAGAAACUUCUAAGUUGAAGAGUCUCAAGGCUCAGUAUGAUAGAAGUUCCCGUUUGUCAAAGCUACCAUAUGGAAAUAAAAUAUCAAAAUUAAGUCAUGAUCAGUAUGCAAUUAUGGUGUCAUGUCGAUGCAAUUAUACAUCUUCAAGGUUGUUCUUUAAACAACCAACUAGCUGGCGACCACGAAGCUCGAGGGAUAUCAUGAUCUCUAUUGCAUCUCAGAUGUCAGGAAAAUCUCGUGGAGAUUAUGAUAAAACUUACCAACUUCCCGUGCAGAUCUUAACUCUUCAAGCUUCAAAUUUGACAUCUGAAGAUCUAACUUUGACAGUGCUAGCUCCAGCUUCAUUUACUUCCCCUUCAGUGGUUUCCCUGAAUUCACCGAGAACUCCAAAGAGUCCUUUUAUUGGUUUCGCCGAGUUUUUAGCGAGAGUAAAUGGUGAAAGAAGGAUUGGUUCCAAAUGGAAAAAGGGCUUCAAUUCUAUUAUUAAAAAAAAGGUGGAACAAAGUUACGAUGGCAAAGCUCAGGAAGUUUCUUUGAGUGAUGAUGUCAUUCCCAGUUCCGGUAUCAGUUGUACACAUCUAUGGUUGCAAAGCAGAGUUCCACUUGGAUGUAUUCCGUCUAAAUCCGUAGUCACUGUCAAGCUUGAACUACUUCCAUUGACUGAUGGCAUAAUUACAUUGGACUCUCUGCAAAUCGAUGUCAAGGAAAAGGGUGUUGCUUAUAUCCCUGAAUCCUCCCUGAAGAUAAAUUCAACUUCCGGCAUGUGCAAGGGGAUUAUGUAGAACGGACUAUUAGCUGUUCGCAUUUCCUUCUGCAUUUUCUCUGGUGCACUAUAAACAAAAAUUAAUGCCUUGGUUCAACAUUUCAGAAUUGUUUAUGGAACCUACUCUAGGUGGAUUUCCUUGGAAAAAAAAAUGAGGAUUUGUUUUCCUGAACUUUGAAAGUGCUCUUGCAACUUAAUGUCAUUGGGAAACCGUAAGUCACUUGGUAUGGAAUUGUGAUGAAGUUGGCAUUUCGAAUUUGUGUUGACCAUGAUAUCACACUAGCUUAAGUAGUGACUUCUUACUACCCACCCACCUUUUUUAAGGGGAAUAAUGUUUUAUUUGUAUGUGAAUUAUUUUGACUCUUCUAACUGGAAAAAGUGAGUGCCUCUUGAUGCAUUACACUGGACAGCUGCAACUGAGUGCUUGCCGACUGACCAAGUUUUUCACAUUUUAUGAUUUAUGUUUGGUGAGAAAUGAAAAAAGAGAGAAAGAUGGUUAAAUACUUCAAAUUUGAAUGAAUAGAAAAAGUAACAUCUCCUAGAGAAAAUGUUGGAU
This is a messenger RNA of Medicago truncatula (barrel medic), 3123 nucleotides long. RefSeq lists its product as uncharacterized. The transcript is spliced from 11 exons. The record is from RefSeq and is a predicted model, not a curated record. NCBI's taxonomy places the organism in Eukaryota, Viridiplantae, Streptophyta, Magnoliopsida, Fabales, Fabaceae. Bases 151 to 2586 code for a protein of 811 amino acids.